This is a messenger RNA of Chlamydomonas reinhardtii, 2869 nucleotides long. RefSeq lists its product as uncharacterized. The record is from RefSeq and is a predicted model, not a curated record. Gene Ontology annotation, biological process: regulation of GTPase activity. The transcript has 11 exons. The coding region runs from base 548 to 2806 and encodes 752 amino acids. NCBI's taxonomy places the organism in Eukaryota, Viridiplantae, Chlorophyta, Chlorophyceae, Chlamydomonadales, Chlamydomonadaceae.
AACGGAGCACAAAGAAGAAAGCGUGUCAGUUGUAGCGCGCAAAACCCUUGCAACACCUCGUCGCUCGCGCUGCACCUGCUUCGUAGACAGUACAAACACGUUGACGAUGAAUCGAUGGAAGCGCUAGUCCUGGACUAUGGAGGGCAAGGCGCUGAGGGCGCUGCUCGGGGGUGACGGUUCGGCGGGGGUGGGGUUGGCGGACACCUCCUUACUGCUAUGCCUGCACCCCGACGGGUCUCGAGUGGCGGUUGCGCGUGGCCCAGCACUCUGCGUGUGUCCCGUACUUCCCGAGCUUUACACACCUGACGCGGAACCUGCAGCAGAUGUCCAGGCGCUGCAGGAGCGCAGGGGCACACACGCUGCAGCCGGGCCGCGGAGUAGUGGCGGCGGCAGUGGUGCCGGCGGGGCCGCCGGCGCCAUCAAUACAAGCAGCGUGGGUAACGGCGAUGGCAAUGCUGGUGCGGCAGGGCGCUCGCGCCAUGCGAGUACAUCCAACUUCCUGGCUGGCGACGUCGGAGGGUCGGGCUCCGCGAGGCCGCUGCUGUUCAUGUGCCCCGCGUCGUCAGGCCCGGCAGUGGUGGGUGCGGAUGACAUCACCGCAAUGACGUGGCUGGCGUUCGCCCGGCCGCCCGGUGCGGACCGGCGCAGUGGCGGCGGGGCGCCGUCGUGUGCAGCCAGCGGUGGCGGCGCAGGCAACGCGUCUGCGUCUGCGGCUGCGGCGUACCGCAGGCGCACGGGCAGCUCCGGCAGCGGCGGCGUGUUCGCCAGCAUUCAGGCCAUGGUUGAGGACCAGGCGGAGCUGGAGCAGCAGCGCCGCCGCCAGCAGCUGCAGCAGGGCGGCGGCGGCGGCAGUCCACCGCACCCCGGCUACAGCUGCUCGGUGCUGCUGUGCGGCACGCGCGGCGGCUGCCUGCAACUCCAUGACGCGGACAGCGGCGCGGUGCUGAUGCGGCAGCAGCUGCACACCGGGCCCGUGCUCAGCAUCGCCGUGCGGACCUGGCGCAUGGGUCUGAAGCCGGAUGACGCGGUUGAGGAUGUGACGGUGGCCUGGGCGGACGCGCUGGUGCGGCUGGCGGCGUGGGAGCUGCGCACCGCAGCCGCAAGCUGCUAUGCGGCGGCGGCGGCGCGCAGUGCAAGCGGGGCCGGCAGCGCGGGGGGUGGAGCCUCCAGUUUGUCAUCAAGGUUUGGCCUGUGGGGCUCCUCGGCGCCAGCAGCACCCGCCGGCCCCGAGAUCAAGCCGCUGGCGGGUCAGAAGUGGGAGCUGCCGGCGGCACUGCGCAACCGGACCUGCGCGGUGUGCGUGGGGCAGCGCCCCCGGGACCUAUACUCUCUGUUACAGGGCAUUGGCACCUCCAACGCGACGGCCACCGGCAAGACCAUUUUCCUGGCGGGCGGCGACAAGCCCGCCUGCCUGGCGGCGCUGGAGGUGGACGAGCAGGGCGGCGGGGGUGGCGGCGGGGCGCUGUCGUACAUAAGCAGCGUGGCCAGCGGCGUGCUGGGCCUGGCACGUACUGCACGGAGCGUGGCGGCGGCGCCGCUGACCAUUGGCAGCAGCAUCGCCAGCUUCAUGCUCAACCCGCUGCAGCUCGGCACCCACGCCCACACCAACAGCACCAGCAGCAACAGCACCGCCUUGCACCACGCCUCCAGUGCUUCCUCCGUCCUCGAGCCCGCCUCCUCCUCCCUCUCCUCAGCAGCCGCAGCCCCCGCCGACCCCUCCGCAAUCCCACUGGCGUCCUUCCCGGACGGGACCGCGGGUCAGCGGCUGCCGGCCACGGGCUGCUGGCGGCAGCACCGGGAUGACGGCCGGUUGGUGGGCUGCCUGGCGCCGGCGCCCCACGGGUCGCUGGUGUCGGCGGUUGAUGGCCUGGGGCGCGUCACGCUGGUGGAGGCGGGCGGGAUGCUGGUCAGCCGGAUGUGGAAGGGCUACCGGGACGCCCAGGUGGCGUGGCUGGAGGUGCCGCUGUCCGCACUGGCGCGCCGACAGCAGCAGCAGCAGGAGCAGCAGCAGGAGGCAGAACAGCAGGCGGAGGGGCAGCACGAUGGGGGGCCGGGCGCGGAGCAGGACGCGGUAGCGGGGGCGGCCAGGCUAACGGCGGGAGGGCGGCGGCAGCAGUCCGACGGCGGCGCUGGUGAGGCCUCAGGACUGCCACCGCUCGCGGGCGCCAAUACCACGUCCAGCACGGCAGGCGGCGGCGGCUGCUCCCGGCCGCCCCGUCUCGAGCCUCAGGACAUGUUGCUGCCGCCCCGGUCCCAUCCGCCCCCUCGCCGCGGUACGGCAGGCGGGGCGGGCCCCCAGCCUGCCGCCGCACUGGGGGGCCACAGCUCCUCCUCCGUGGCUGGCGGCGGCACCGGCAGCAGUGCCGGCGCGUGCGGCACCGGUCGCGGCUUGGAGGGACAGGAGGACGAGCAGGAGCAGCAUGUGCUGCUGCUGGCGAUCUACGCGCCUCGCCGUCAGUCGCUGGAGCUGUGGUGGCCGCUGCACGGGGACCGGCUGGGCGCGGUGGCGGUGCCGCAGCGCAGUGCGCGGUUGCUGCAGCGGGGCGGCGGUGGCACAGGCGGCGGCGCGGAGCUGGGCACGUGGCGCGUGGGUGACGCGGCCAGUGCGGCUCUGCCACCCAUGACGCCGGCGGGUUGCAUGCUGUGUGUGGCGGCAGGGGCAGCGGGGCCAGCGGCAGGAAGGGGCGGGGCGCUUGGUGCAGGGGAUGAGUGGGCUGCGGGCUGGGGCGAGGGGCCAGGUGUGGCGUGGCCGGAGGCGGUGGGGCUGGAGCUUGUGGACGUUGCGAGCUUGUUUGGGCUGCGGUAGUUUGGAAACGUGGAUGUCCAUUGGAGACUUACGAGCAUAUGCGUGCUGUAACUGUCAGCAAGA